Molecule: messenger RNA, 1773 nt
Organism: Phytophthora nicotianae INRA-310
Lineage: Eukaryota; Oomycota; Peronosporomycetes; Peronosporales; Peronosporaceae
Exons: 5
Coding region: 1-1773 (590 amino acids)
Biological process (GO): regulation of DNA-templated transcription
Cellular component (GO): RSF complex
Source: RefSeq, a predicted model, not a curated record
AUGACGCAGGUGGAAGUAGAGGCAGGAGCGCUUAGCGGCACGAAGCCUGUGGCUGCUGAAGUGCCCAAGAGUAAGUCUACCAAGUCAUCAGAUAAAGGUGACGUCAAGACCAAGUCAAAACCCAAGCCAAAGGCAAAGCCUAAGCCGCCGACCAACACGUUAGACCGGUGGUUUAAACCAGCUACCAGCGCGGCGAAAGAUAAGAAACCUAGCGACAAUCCCAAGGGAAUUGAUGAUGUAGUAGUAAUCAAGGACGACGAGAAACCAGUCGUUCAGAAGAAAUCGAAGCCCGUGGGUGCGUCCCGCAACUUCGUGCAGCGCUACAUCCACAUCAACGACGAGUGUCGCGUGUGCGAAUGUGCCAAAACGGAAGAGGCAACGCGUUGCGAGCUUCGCUGCGCCACUUGCUCAAUGACAGUCCACAAGAAGUGCUACGGUGUGAGGGGUGAACUACCCGAUGGAGAUUGGAACUGCCGCCGCUGCCAGUUCAUAUAUGACGAGACAGCAUGGGAAGAUAUCAGCAGUUUGAUUGGGGUGGAAUCGCCUGAAGGAGUCACGUUCCCGACAUGCAAGCCACUGGAUGAGAAGCAAAAGUUGCACAAGCUGCAAACGGACUGUGAUUUCGCCGCCGUGUUCUUAUUCUUGCAACGCUUCCGUCGACUUGGCCUCAAGUUGUCGAACGUCGUCACUACACUGGAGAGUUUAGCCAGCGCCUUGCUGGAGCCGAAGGAGGACGGAUUGUGCGAGGAGCUCCACACACGACUGCUGGCCAACAUUAACGUCGUCAUGAACAAAAAAUAUCAGUGGUAUGUCCACCUCUUUCGCUUCUUGCGAGAAGAACAGUACCCACCAGCAGUUGCACAAGACACAAAGUUCCCAGCUACCAGCGCUGAGGCGGAGAAGCGCGAGGGAUUUUACUUUGACCUGCCAGUAGCGGAGAGGGUGGCCAUUCUCAAGUUCUUAUGUGAAGUGCAGUUUGACCGCAACGACACACUCAUCGAGCAGAUUGAUGACGAGGAAGCAGAGUCGAUGAGGAACGCACCGAUCGGGACAGACGCCGUAGGUCGCUCCUACUUCAUUCUGGAAGAUGCUGCGACGGUGCCAAAUGCGGUGGUGUGGGUCUGUAGGUGUGCGCAGAUUGGUGGGACCGACUGGGAGACUGUAUGCAACGAUCUCGAUUCAGUGGAGUCGCUGGUAGAGCAGUUAUCGCUGUCGGUUGAUUCGUCGGACUUGCAGUUGUGGCAAACGCUGUCUCGGGGUGCUCUCAAGAAGCUCACUCGACAGCAGGAGAGGCGGAGACGAAACGAGCGCUGGAAAAGUGAGCUUGCUGUUACUGGAGUACUGGAUUCGUCCGGUAACUUGGAAGGUAUCGGUCGACGCUCGUUACGCAACCGGCAACAGGUUAACUACGCGAAUAUAGAUGCUGAAGAGGAGGAGGAAGACAUUGUUGCUGACUCAGAUAAGAGUGGGGAUGAAGAAGAAGCGUUCGAAGCCAAGAGUGACAAUGAUGCUGAGAGCGAAACAGACGGAGACGAUGACGAAGAAGGAGAAGAUCAGCCUCGACGGUCGACGCGCAACAGUGUGGUGCUGACCAAGAAGCGGAAGGCUGAGAGCAAUUCCACACGGAGAAGCAAGCGGAUACGGUACUCGCCACACGCGAGUGGCCAUCCUGGUCUCCGUCGUAGUUCUCGCAACCGCAGCGCCGCUAUGACCCCUUCUUCUCAAGACGAGGAGGAGGAUGACCACGAUUCGGAUGGCGACUCGGACGAGUGA